CCUUUUUAGAAAAGUGCAUCUAACAAUGGAAUGCGAUGUGUCGCCCGUUCCAUCAGUGCAGGCGAACCGUCCGACGAUACAGCAGCAACAACAACACAUCGGAACAGUGGUAGUAGCGACAGGAGCAAAAGGACCCACUAACAAUGGCAACAGCACUAGCGGUAGUAGCAGUGCCACAACCGCAUUGUCCACCACACUCAUCACCUCCACUACGACUACGGGUAGUCCGGACAUUGGUACCGCCGACGAAACGGUGGCGGCAUUCACCACCAUGGAACCAACGACGACGACGUCGGAAGAGGACGAUGCGACACCAUCCUCCUCGUCAGUGGCGGUGGUUACGACCGGUGCGACGAUGCCCACUACUGCAGCAGAAGUCGGACUUACCAUCAGCAGCAAUAACACUAGUAACAAUAACAGCCGAAAGACGACGAUGUUGAUGCCCUCGGAACCGGUGGCAGUGAUUGAAAUUAGCGAUCACAGCACGGCGGACGACAUUAGCUAUCCGGAGCUGGUCUCCUGCGUUGAUUCCGACCUCAACUGUGUAGUCCUGUCGGAUGAGUACGAUUCGUCGGUACCGCUCAGGGAGGACGACCCACUAAACGUGUCGACCGGUUCGAUCGAUAUACUGUCUUCGUCCCAGUGCAGUACACCGGUCCCACAAUCGAUCAGCAUUGUUGGUUCAGUAGAGGCUAAUACGUCCGGUCGGACAAGGAUAGCGACACCAUCCACCACCAGCAACAGUGCAACAACACCGAAACAUAAUCAUCAUUUACGGCGGAAUUUACCCCGCAUGGCGACCAACAGACAGCAGCAAACGGUAGUAAAACAACCGCAAUCAGGUGCUGGCAGUCGGGGUGGUGCAUCUACGGCAUCGUCGGAAAAACGUCAACUACGGCAGACAACGUCGGAAGGAAGCAGUUCCAGUGGUGGUGCAGCCUCAACGAUGCGUGAAGUUCUUGCCUCUAUUCCGGGGUUUAGCAUUAAGCCACGGAGACGCACGAACAAAAAGCUCUCCACAGCGGCACAGCUAGAACAAACGCGCGAAGGUUGUGUCGAUCUGGAAACGCCCGAUUCCAUACUGAUCCACACGAAUCUGCGCGCCCUGUUGAACAGGGAAACGUUUCAGCUGCUACCGCCACUGUAUCAGUACAAACUCGUGCAGCUUUUGCCACCCGUCGAUCGGCCCCCACUGCCCGAAGCGUCCCAGUGCGAGCGUAACGGCAUCCGGUUGAAUCCGUCCGGUUUAAACAACGAAUUCUUUGCCCGCGCCUGUCACGAAUGGCGCGACCGGUUAGCGGAGGGUGAAUUUACACCGGAAGCCCAGCUAAAGAUACGUUCGGAGGCGGAGCGCGAAAAGAGUAAGCUCGAUCCGUGGAAGCUGAAACACUUUGAACCGAUGUGGGGCGACAGGAAGUAUGCGUCGACGUUUUUCGGUGCGGCAGGUACGGUGGCAAAUCCAGCGCCACCGACACCACCACCAGCGACGGUAUCGUUGGCGGAUGAACAGCCGCCGAGCCAGUCUUCACAACCACCUGUAGUAGCAGUAGCACCGGCGCAACAAUCGAUACCGGUACAGCUACCGCUCCAGACUCCAGUGGGGGGUGCGAGUAGUUCUAUCGCUCCGACAGUUUCCAUCGUACCGAUGUCGAAAGGUAGUACAAUUGUUACUGUCGCACGGCCAGCUCCUCAACCGGUAACGUUCGCCGCUCAUGCGACUCGAGUAGUAAAUCCCGCCGUUACGGCAAAGAUUGAUCCAAGUUCGCGAACGUUGGGGAAAAUGCAGGCAAUCACAUUUUCCACUGCGGCCGGUGUGGUACGACCAACGGCGAACGUUGCUAGCAGUAGCAGCAGUAACACAAUUAUUACGUCCUCCACCGGUACCAUUAUACUACCCUCGCGGACGACAAUAACGGUCACUUCUGGCGGUGCGCCUAAAAGUGGAAAUUGUGGAACCGGUGUGACGGGUGUGACUGUUGGAUCGAAUAGCGGGUUAACGGUGGUACCGAUUAAUAUGCUGACGGCAAGCGGUAGUAAUAGUAGCAGCAAUAACAGACCCGCCCUCAAAACUACGAUAAAGCUACGGCCAACGACAGCCAUUGCAACGAGUACUACGGCCGCAUCCGCAACCGGCGGCAACGGUAGCAAACAGCCUCCAUAUUCCAUUGGUUCCUCAACGAAUUCCGCAGUUGUGAUUGGAACAACGACGGCAACGGCUACUGUUGGAGGAACCAAGCGUAUUCUACCAUCCACCUCCAUGAGUGUUAGCAGCAGCAGUAGUAACAGCAGUUCCGCUAUCAGCAGUACUAAUUGCGUUGAUCAGAGUGGAACCACCGCCAGUAGUUCGCAGCCAAUGUCUCCUAAACGCCUUCGUACCGUUGGUGCGGUGACGAGAUCGGCAUUAGCUGGCACAGGAACGCAACAGCUACCACCACCACAACACAAUCCCCUGCCGACUACAACUACCACCUCUGCUGCAAUGGCUGCUGGAUCAACGAUAACGCUCGGAUCGCGUCCGGUUGUUGUAAAAGUGGUCGAACCGUAUCGUCCUUCUGCGAUGGUUCGUGCCGUCCCGGUUGAUCCGACGGUGUUGCAGGCCGGCUCAAGCUUAAAACGAACCCGCCCACUAACACCCGAACUCAGUAGCAUUAAAAUGGCGUCGAAACGGAAAGCGGACGGCGAACAGCAACCGUUCGGCAGCAGUUUGCCGCACAAUAAUCCGCGUCGUAUGGUAGCCGUUGUAACCGGAAACGCAACAAACAGUGGCGGAGAAGGGAACAGCGUCAGCAUCAACACUAGCAAUGCAGCAAUGUACAUAAGCAGUAAUAGUAGUAUCAAUCGCCUUAUCACCGCCACCAGCAGCACAACUAUGCAGGCCACCUCGACGGACAGCAGAAGCAGCAAAAGAGGUGUCACUGGUGGCACUAGCAAUAGCAAUAGUAGUAGAAUAAAUAUUAGCUGUAGUAGCAUCACUAGUGGUAGUAGUAGCACUACCACUACUGUCAGAAGCAACACGUCGGAAGGUUUACUAAUUGUUAAUCCCACCACUACAAAUACCACCAGUACCACUACCACCACAACCAGCCAUGCCGGAGCUGGUACAACUAUCGGCCAUUUAUUGAAGUCGUCAGGUGGGAAAAAGCCACACAAACAGGUGUUGGUGGAAUGUGAUACGCGAAACACGACGCCACCGAUCGACACGACCACCAAUCGGAUGAUGUUGCUGGACGGUGGUGUCAACGAGAAGCGUCGGCGAGGGCUUCUAGUGAAUGAAGCAGUUGUUCCACCUGUUCCGGUUGUUGUUGGUCCGUCUAAGCGACGAGUACCACGACAAGGGCUGAAACCGAACCGGAGUAGAACAUCCUCGAUGAUACCAACGACGACGAUAACGAUAGUGGAUGACGAUGUGGAUGGGCCGUCAACGAACGUUGGACUAGAGGACGCAGCUGAUAGUCAGGAGCUGGACGAAACGGGCGAGAAUCCGGACGUUUUACGAAGAAGAAUCGUAGGACCAAUGGUAAAUGGUGAUGUGAUUGAAGUAAGCGAACGACGAACUUCUUCACCACCGCUCGUACCUUCGUCGGAUAUUAUUCUGGAGGAGGCUAUCGACUGUGGGGAUGUGGUAGAUAGUGGAGAGCAUCGGUUAAAGAGCGAUUUAAUGGAUGCGAAUUGCUCCCCGCAUUUACAAGAUACGAUCGAGCAGCAAAGAUUGAAUGCACGCGGCGAUCGAGUUAUGAAUCUUAACCAUCUCCACACGAUCAACGAUAGUGGCGGUACGACACAGAUGAUCUACGAUCAAAACACUGGCCAGGUGUAUAGUGUCAUGUGUUUACCGCAACCGAACAAUUCUAAUCUCGGUGCCAGUGGGUUAAGCCUCCGAUCACUCCCAUCCUCGUUGACCGUAACGGCUUUACCGCAGCAACCGCAACAGCCGCCUCAGCAACCGCCACCGCAGCUAUCGAUUUCCAACGAUAGUAGCAAUAGUAGCAGCGUAUCGACUACCGCCAUGAUGGCAGCGAGCGACAAUCAUCUGGAUGGCGGGGCAGGCGUGGUAGGAGGUGGAGCUGCGGGACCGGGCUUAAGUACGUUUGAGAACGUACUGCGCCAGAAUGUGUUGGAUGGGUCGGAACUGGUGAUCAUUAACGAUCAGACACGCCAGGACGAGGAAGUGAUUCGGUUGAAGGAAGAGGAUGAGGAGGAUGAAGAGGAAGACGAUGAGGGCGAUGGAGAGCAGGUGCAUACCACAACCACAACAACCAACACUGCCGACGAAGAGGAAGAGGAGGACGAGGAAGACGAAGAAGAAGGAGAGGGAGAUGAAAUCGGAGAGGAGAAUGGUGAGGAAGAUCCGGAUUUAAAUGAGCAAGAGAUCCUAAGGCAUGGAUUACAGCUGCACGAAGAAUUAGCUGGGACUUGUGAAGAUGAUGAAGAGCAUCAGGCUCCAGGGGAGUGUUUUAAUGGUGAACUGAUAAGAACCGCUGCUGGUGUAACAAUCGGCAACAAGUUGGGUAACUAUAGUCAAGGGAACCUACAGAAACAGCUUCAUCUGCAUCAGCAGCAGCAGCAGCAGCACAAUAAUCAUCUUCAUGGUCAGCACCAUCACCACCGGCAGGGAGCGAUAGCCGGCGUUGGCGGUGGUAUGAUGAAUAUGAAUUUAACCGGAUUUCAUCACGAUCACGAACUUCUGCACCAGCAGCAGCAGCAGCAACUGCAGCAGCUUCAAAACGCUACCACUAGUUCACCGUGCUCCGUGUCUUCGGAUCAGCCGGGACUCAUGAUGAUGGUGACGACAACUACGGACGGUCACGAGGACGAUCCGGCUGGACUGUCGUCAAACAGCGGUGACGUGAUGGUGAUGACGACGAGCAACUACUGUGAUAAUCUGUCCGCCGCCGACGAAGCUGACGGUGAGGACGAAGAAGAGGAGGAAGAGGAUGCGGAUGUUCACGAGCGACGACGACAUUUGCACGAGGAGGAGGAUGGUGAGCAGCGCGAUGACGAGCACGAUCAGCUGCUGUUGGACGGUGGUAGUAGUGUGGGAUUGGAGGAGGAAGCUGUCGGUACGAUCGUGGAUCAGUACGGCAAUCAUCACCAUCCGGGUCAUCUGAACCAUCACGGAUCAGAGGAGGAGGAGGAGGAUGAUGAAGAUGUGGAAGAGGCCAGUUUUGUGCUGGAUCAGAUGCAACAGUUGCAGCAACAGUUUCAUCUUGCCGGGGCACAAAACCAUCACCAGCAGCAACAACAGCAGCAGCACGGUUUGCUUCACAAUCAUCAAUCGAUGGUGACGUCUUCCGAAAGUAUUGCUGGAGAAGGAUCGGAAAUGCAUCUGUAUCCAGGUGUCAGUGGUAUGUUGCUGGAAGGCGUUGAUGGUGCUGGAUGUGUGGAGGAGAGUUGUGAGGAUGAAGAGGUAGCAGUACAUCAGCAACAGCAGCAUCAGCAUCUGGCCGAUGAUGAGACACAAGAUGAUCAACAGUUGUUGCAACAGCAUCAACAGCAAACGCCAUCUGUCCAACAGCAACAGUACGCCAACAAUGAACAUCAUCAGCUAGUGCAGAAGUACAUCGACGAGAUGGACACUAUCGGUGGAGAUGGGGCAAGUGUUGUGGGCGAUGGAAGUGAUCCUGGCGCUGGAUACGUCAUGGACACGAGCAGUGGCGAAAUGAUUCGGACAGAAAGUGACUUAGUUGUGGAACACAAUCACCACGAUCAUGGGACGCUAAUGUUCGAUCAGGUGGGCACUGUUGCGCAAGAACGACACGAUGGCAAACCGGUAUGCACUACGGACGUGAAUAUGGGCGAUGGAAGGGAUGCUCCUUCUUCGGUGUUUGAAGAUCAGUACGUAUCGCAUGAUGUUGGUCCAAUCGUUGAAGUUUCGGACGACAUACUGCACAGCAAAGCACACGAAUCGGAUACAUCCGAAGGGAAAGAGAUACUCGAUGAACGGCGCAUUGUUGACGUAAUUCAGGAGGAGACGUAUGCCGAGCUCGGGAUGAUACAGUCGGAACAGCGAGAUCAUAUGUCACAGCAGCACAGUAUGCGAUCGUUGAUGGUACCGGGUGUCGUUAAUGUGUCGACAACACACUCAACCGAACGUUCGUUUGCUUCAACGAUGAGUAGCGGUGGUGGCAUGCCUGUGCUGGCCACGAAACGUACCACCAUUUUGGUGGUGGAAGAUUGCAUAUCAACGAAUGGUUUGCAUAGCCCGUUCGAGCCGGGACGGUUUGGCAGGAGACGCUCACUGAACGGUGUCGAUAAUGUGCUCUCUUCCAUACCGAUGUUAAAGUUCGCACCCAAAGAAGCCACGGAUUCGCCUCUAGGGAGGAAAUGUAACAACGAUCUCUUUCACGGCAAAGAGGAUGGUUCAUGUGCACCGGAAGUCGAAGAAGUAGUUGUUGGAGGACACGAACAUAAGGGCGACCAUGUUGAGGGCGGCGUCGUCGAGGAAGUGCUCGCAUCCUCCUGUGGUGAUUGGCCACAGUAUAAGAUGGAAAUGAUGGAUGCAACGAAGAUGAUGGUAGUAGAUCAUCAUCAACUCGUUGAUGGCAAUAACAGUAUUAUCAUUUCACCAAUCGGUACGCCAGGAUCGGCCACGAUGAUACCUUCUCCCGGUGCAACAACACUCCAGCAACAGCAGCAACAGUCGCAGCAACAACAACAACAACUUCAUAAUUCUCAAUCGCUUCAUCAACACAUAGCGACAGUGAAUCAACAGCAACGCACAAUACAGCCACAACAGUCAACACCCAUAUCGAUGGCAACCAAUACCGCAACACUCGUACAACAAAUAGCCAGCCACAAUUCUCUCCAGCAACAACAUCAGCGUCCGCAGCAGCAACAACAGCAACCACAACUGCAUUCAUCCGAGGGCAGUAACGCUUCUACGACAGGGAUAAGUUUUUUAGCUCAUCAUACUCAGCCCACCGUACAAACCAUGACUCCCGGAACGCCAACAACCGUGCUUAACUCAUCACAACAACAGCCACAACCUCCGCAGCAAGGUUUAAGCAUAUUUCAACUACACCCUCAGCAGCAGCAACAGCAACACCAUAGUCCUCAGCCAGUUUUAGGAUGCGGCAACAGCACGAUUCAGCUUACAACAGAGAUUAAAGACGGUAUUCGCAGCAAUAUGUUGAAGACGGAACCAGGCGUUAGUUACACCACAAUUCGUCAAGGCAAUCAGCUCGUAACGCGCAUCAAGCUGGAAAGUGAAGAUACUCAGCAACUACAGUCUCAGCAGCAACAGCAACAACAACAGCAGGUCCAACCGAGCUCACAAACAUUUCAACCCCAACUGUCCAAAGUAAACGUCGUCACGUCCUCUCCACUCAUUUCAAUCGGCCCAAGCAGCCAAGACAAUUUGUCCCGCGUGAUAGAAAGUGUUGCUGGGAACUAUUCCUCCACAAACGCUGCUGUAGGUGGUGGUCAACAGCAGCAACAACAGAUUAUCACACAUCAGCAGCAGCAGCAGCAAUUAAUUCAGCACGUACAGACUGCUGCCGGACAUCAACUCCGUUACGAAAUGGAUCCGACGACCGUUCUCCAGCAACAGCAACAACCACAAUCUGCAUCUCCCUCACCACAACAGCAACAUCUCAUUGCACAACAGCAACAGCCAAAGUUCAUUAUAACAUCUCGCCCGCUCGGUACAGUGAAUGCUGCGUCAGCAACCGGUACGAAGCUGCCACUCACCGUUCAAGCGACCAAUGUGAUACCUCAUAUUCAAAAUCCGCAACAAUUCAUUCAGACGCAAGAUCAGCAGUUGCAGCUUACCAAUCAGCCCACCGUUACGACGCUGCAGAAACCGAUCCAACUGCAAAAGAUCAUUAUGGCAACGCCAGCUAUUAAUCAGCACCAGCAACAACAGCAACAAAGACCCCGAUUGCCUCUACAGCGUACCCAGUACAGUGUGCAAGCCAUUCCGCAGCAACAGCAGCCACCACAACCACAUCAGUUCCAACAAGCACCGAAGGUACCGCCACAGACUGCUGCUGCUACUCCUCCAACUCAAUCGCAACAGCGCUUUCAACAAAAAUAUGUCACAAAUCAGCUGAUUCGUGGACAGAAUGCAUUUCUAAUGAACAAUGUGCACCAUUUGCAGCAACAGCAAACGCAACAGCAACAGGUCGCAAAUACUGUAGGAGCGAAUGUGAUCGUUGGAGCGACAAGCAUCAGCCGAAGUAAACGAUCGAAUGAUGUCAGUUCUACCGGAACGCUUGCUACAAUCUCCACGGGCAAUGGAAGCGCCACCACGGGCGGUAAUGGUGGAAGUGGUGGCAAUAGCAGCGGCGGAUCCAGCUCAUCGUCUGGCGGUAGUAAGCGAGGAGGGCGAACGAGCAGUUCACGGUUACCGCCUGGUGCAGUAAACCUCGAACGAAGCUAUCAGAUCUGUCAGGCCGUGAUACAGAACAGUCCAAACAGACAUCAGCUGAAGGCGCAGCUUAAGUCACCGCAAGCUUUCCUAGCUGCUUCGAACAGCAAUUCUAACAGCAGCAUCAGCAGCAUUGGUAGUACGGGGAGUAGUAGUAGCAGCAGCAGUAGCAGUAGUAGCAGCAGUAGUGGUGUCUCUGCGAGCAGUAUUAUUGGCAACAAUACCAAAGAGGAUGCAAACAGCAACAGCAGUGGUGCUGGCAUUAGCAGUGCCUUUGGCGGAGUGUUAGGUAUUGGAGGAAGCAAGGUAUCCCGUUUGGUCAACUCAUCAAAGCGUACCGUUUCGGCAGGUGGCGUAAGACCACAAUCAUCCAUCGUAGUCCGUCAGGUGUACACGGGUGGGUCCGGCACAACAACUGCGCCAGUAGUUGCUGCCUCCGGUCAGUCAAAUCCAAUCAGUAUUAUUUCGGCGACACAAUCGCAACACCAACAGCUCCAUGCGCUCGGCGGGGAUCAACUGCAACAGGUGCCCGGACAGAUCAUCAGUGUGAGUGCUGCUCCGACGAUCGUGCAUGCUGCUUCCGCUGCAAGUAACAACAAUGGGACAAAUGUAGCUGCUGGUGGUGGUGGUGGAGUUCCAGUCGCCGGUGCUGGAGGGAAUUUCACUGCUGGUGGGAAGUAUUUGCUAGUGCAGCGUACAGCGGCCCAUAUUGGUGAUAUCGUAACGCCACGGGCAGCCAGUGCUCCACCGACGCAUAAUCAGAUCCAAAUUCACCAGGUUCCUGCACCACAAGCGCAACAACAGCAACCGCAACUUCACCAGCAAAUGGCCGCCGUGCAGCAACAGCAGCAACAUAUUUCCCACCAGGUGCAGCAUCAUCUCCAACAGCAGCAGCAGCAGCAUCAGCACCAGUUGCAGCAGCAGCAGCAGUUAGCGGUCGGUGCGAAUGCCGUUGCGCCCGCCACCACCAGCCUACCGGCGGCAAUCACCCGCCGAAUACCGUCCACCCACGUGAUUACUACUACUACCACCACCACCAUGAACAACAGCCUCACUUCUUCCUACGGUCAAGAGGAUGCUCAUCCGAUCGAUCCAACGGUAAUGGCGUCCGGCGGUGGUGCUGAAGGAGAAGGUACGACAACGGACGAUGGACCAUCUGCAGGUUCGAGUGGUUCGAUCGUUUACGUGAAUAAUGCCUCCACGUCCAAUGCACACCAGCAACGACAAGAAGGUCUUCUGGAAAGCUGUGGAAGUGAAGCAGUGAACGGAGAAGCAAUGGUGGCUGUUGCAGGGAACGAGCUGGAUGUUACGCAGUUUUCCGAUCAGUUGAUUGGUGGCCAUACUGCUCAAAACGAUAACAGAAUGGCGCUAGACGGAGUUAACGUGCUUGUUGAUGGAUUCAUCAAUAAUGAUGAUGCAGGCAAUCAUCUUACUACUACUGCUGGGAUUGAGUCGUCACAACAACAGGACGCCAUUACUAUCAGCACGACAGAAAAUGGUAUCGAAACUUCUUACUCGCCGCAACUUGCGAACGAGUCCUCCCGGGACGAUGAAGAUGAUCGCGAUGGCACGGCGGAACCAGUCGAUGGGCAUGACGUGCAGGACGACGGUUGUUCCUGUUCGCUUAAUGCGAUGGUUAUCUGCCAGCAGUGUGGUGCCUUCUGCCACGAUGACUGCAUCAGUGCAACGAAGCUGUGUGUGUCCUGCGUAGUACGCUAG
This is a messenger RNA of Anopheles maculipalpis, 10087 nucleotides long. RefSeq lists its product as uncharacterized. Gene Ontology annotation, molecular function: DNA binding; chromatin binding. Gene Ontology annotation, cellular component: PR-DUB complex. NCBI's taxonomy places the organism in Eukaryota, Metazoa, Arthropoda, Insecta, Diptera, Culicidae. Gene Ontology annotation, biological process: positive regulation of transcription by RNA polymerase II; animal organ morphogenesis. The coding region runs from base 26 to 10087 and encodes 3353 amino acids. The transcript is spliced from 7 exons. The record is from RefSeq and is a predicted model, not a curated record.